UUUCAUUUUGUGGUUUCCUCUUUAAUAUUUCAGUCGUAAAUAUUUGCUGAUCAAUUGUCUUGAAAAGCGACAAAAUGAGAAAGAUGCCAAAGAAGAUUAUCACGUUUUGAGAAAUAAAUGUCAAACACAGUGUCCGAAGAUUGGGGGAAACAACAUGAGCUCUGAUGAAGAUGUGGCAGCUGCAUCCAGACAUACUCUUUUCAUAGGGAAGAAAGAGAAUAUAAUUCAAGCCAGACGAGUGGUGAAGUCAGUUGGUGAAAGAGAUGUUCUGGUGAUUUACCACCAGGGGGACUUCUAUGCUAUUGAUGUGCGCUGCUAUCACUCUGGAGGUCCACUUCAGGAAGGAGAUAUAGAGGACUUUGAUGGACGGACAUGCAUAGUGUGCCCGUGGCAUAAGUAUAAAAUUACAUUAGCUGAAGGUGAGGGUCUCUAUCAGGCAGUGGACCCUUCUGUGAAGGCCCUGAAACCAACCUGGUGCUCUAAAGGCAUUAAGCAAAGAGUCCACACAGUGACAGUGUCUAAUGAAGAUGUGUUCCUCACCUUAAAUGACUCUCCAGGACCCAUUGACUCUGAUUACUAUCAGACUGAGAAAUAUAGAAACACCUUCCUGAAAGAAGGGCAGAAGAAAACAAAGUGACCUCAGGGGAAGAGAUAUGAGAUUAGUGAGCGUCUCAGGCAUCAGCUGAUCAGCAAACGUGUUCUGCUGAAAUUGUUUUUAUCUGUCUCUGCUGGAAAACCUAGUUAAGUUAUAAAGCUGGUCUAGCUGGUUUGUAACCAGUCACCAUUUUCCAAAAAUCAGCCUGACCACCUAGUUUGUUGGUGGUCCAAGAUGGUUUACCAACUAAUGAUCAUUUUAGACCAACUAAAAACCAGCUAGCAUGUCCCAAAACCAUUUUCGAGUCUGGGGCCUUUUUCACGGUACUUUGUCACAAGCGCUUUUUAAUGGACAAAUAUGCUACUUAUGAACUAUAUUUGAAUCCACCUACAUUUUCAGUGUUUAGACAGACCUUUGUAGAUGUUGACUUGAAAUAUGUAACUUUUUAUUUUAUCAUAAUUAAUAAUUUAAUCACUAAAUCAGACCACUGACAUGCUUUUCGCAUGCAAUCUUGUACCCAAUCCCAUGGAUUUUCUCACUUUUAUUACUCAGAUAUGCAGAUUUAGUGACAAGUGCACAGACAGGAAAAAGAAUAAUAAAAUAAACAAAUUGGCGGAAUAGGCACCUAAAAACAAGCUUAUGUAACUUUCCAGUACUAUCCUGUUAUGUUUGUAGUAACCUUAGGAUGUUCUAAACUUCUUGUUUAUAACAAGUUGGGCACAUUCAUAUUUAUGUUACAUUGUUAAUGAAAAUGAUUAUAAAUGUAGCUCGUAUCUGUAUACAGUCAUAGGAAAUUGAAAAUAAAUAAUGUAGUAUUAUAUUCCCUGUUUAAAAUAAAGAAUGAACACAAUAUAUGCUUUUUAGUCUUUUAUUAAUAUUUUUAAUUCUAUGAACAGAAAGGAUGUCCUCAGAGCUGGUAGAGGAUUUGAUUUAAGUACUGACAGUGAUGACAGUUGAACUGAUAGUGGAGUGUGUCAGGGUGUCAGAGGGUGACAUGGAAAAAUGAGAGGCCAAGGAUGGAAGUGAAAGGAGGUGUUUGAAUGAGAG
Molecule: messenger RNA, 1642 nt
Organism: Sinocyclocheilus rhinocerous
Lineage: Eukaryota; Metazoa; Chordata; Actinopteri; Cypriniformes; Cyprinidae
Product: Rieske domain-containing protein
Exons: 4
Coding region: 155-637 (160 amino acids)
Molecular function (GO): 2 iron, 2 sulfur cluster binding
Source: RefSeq, a predicted model, not a curated record